AUGAAGGGAGUGCUGUUUGGAUCAUCGCAACUAAAAUUUCUCUGUCGGGAACGAUUGUUUGUUGACAGGGAGAUUGAGAUCUGUACAUUUUCUAUCCCCGGGCUCACAGUUGGAGAGGCUCCUUUCCGAUUUGACCAGCUGCGGUUGGAGAGAAUGAACUUCAUCGUUGUUUACCUUGGAGGCAACGAUAUAGACAGCGGCCGGGAACCCCACGAUGUUUUCAACCACCUCUUGGAAUUUGCUCACUUCCUCCAAGGCAGCUUUGAGAAUGUUUUCCUAUGCCAGUUAAUGCCCCGACUUGACGAUGCCUUGUGCCAGAAGCACAAACGCUUCAACAGGCGCCUGAAAAAAGCGGCGGACAGGACCAUACACAUUGUCGGGACCGAGUUCAAAUUCUUGAAGCACGGUCUAGCCGACAAGCGCCUCCUUGCUGCUGACGGCUACCACGUCGACCGCAAGCACGGCAUCAACGCCCUGGCGUUUUGCAUACAGCGGGCCCUGCACACAGCGAUAGGUACCCCAUUGACACCUGCGCCACCGCACCUGACGCCCAGGAUCCUCAGGUGUACACGUUGUGCAACUUGCGGCAAAACCGGGGCAAGGAAGCUUACUUGUGGCCAUGGAGAGGGAAUUUGCGGCGCCUUCCGAGCACACUAA
Molecule: messenger RNA, 657 nt
Organism: Ornithodoros turicata
Lineage: Eukaryota; Metazoa; Arthropoda; Arachnida; Ixodida; Argasidae
Exons: 3
Coding region: 1-657 (218 amino acids)
Source: RefSeq, a predicted model, not a curated record